ACACCUGCCUUUCUUGUCUCUUCCACAGGGACUCACUCGCUGAGAUAUUUUCGUUUGGCUGUUUCGGAACCUGGCCCAAGGGUUCCCGAAUUUAUCUCUGUUGGGUAUGUGGACUCACACCCCAUCACCACAUAUGACAGUGUCACUCGACAGAAGGAGCCAAGGGCCCCAUGGAUGGCGGAGAACCUGGCACCUGAUCACUGGGAGAGGUACACGCAGCUGCUGAGGGGCUGGCAGCAGACAUUCAAGGUGGAGCUAAGGCACUUGCAGAGGCACUACAACCACUCAGGGCUUCACACGUACCAGAGAAUGAUUGGCUGUGAGUUGCUGGAAGAUGGCAGCACCACAGGGUUUCUCCAAUAUGCAUAUGACGGACGAGAUUUCAUCAGCUUCAAUAAAGACAGCCUCUCCUGGGUGGCUAUAGAUAACGUGGCUCACAUCAUCAAGAGGGCAUGGGAGGCCAAUCUGCAUGAGUUGCAAUACCAAAAGAACUGGCUGGAAGAAGAAUGUGUUGCCUGGCUGAAGAGGUUCUUGGAGUAUGGGAAAGCUACCCUAGAAAGAACAGAGCCUCCAGUGGUAAGAACAAGCCGAAAGGAAACUUUCCCAGGAGUUAUGACUCUCUUCUGCAGAGCUCAUGGCUUCUACCCACCAGAAAUUUCCAUGACGUGGAUGAAAAACGGGGAAGAUAUUUUCCAAGAAGUGGAUCAUGGAGGCCUGCUUCCCAGUGGGGAUGGGACCUAUCAAAUGUGGGUGUCUGUUGAUCUGGAUCCUCAGAGCAAAGAUGUCUAUUCUUGUCAUGUGGAGCACUGUGGCCACCAAAUGGUUCUUGAGGCCCCUCAGGAACAAAAAGAAGUCUACCAACCUACACAAGUCAAUGAGUGAAGCUCUCCCUCGUAGGAGCCCUAAUCUCUGCUUUCUCAGGCCACGCGUCUCAGCCACAUUCCUGACAGGAUUGGGGGGAAUUGUAGAACUGAACACUUGUGACCGGAAGAUAGGAACUACACAUUUUUCUUUGUUCUUUGGCUCCAGAAAAGCUGUUACCUUUCAGACUCUUGAUGGACUCCUGUCAC
This is a messenger RNA of Acomys russatus (golden spiny mouse), 1070 nucleotides long. Its product is annotated as major histocompatibility complex class I-related gene protein. Gene Ontology annotation, biological process: immune response. Gene Ontology annotation, cellular component: external side of plasma membrane. The coding region runs from base 175 to 882 and encodes 235 amino acids. Lineage: Eukaryota; Metazoa; Chordata; Mammalia; Rodentia; Muridae. The record is from RefSeq and is a predicted model, not a curated record. The transcript has 4 exons.